UGAAUCGCUCUUCACACGUGUCUCUUCAAGUCCUCUUGAGGACUCGAAUCCAGUUUUUCCACAGUUUAGUUUCCUCGCGUCUUUGGUUCUGGUCUGAGUCUUCACCAUGCCCUUCCACGGUCCUCUAUGCUCUUUGGCCAGAGACUAGGCUGAACCCGUAGACCGAGCAGCCUCAAAUGGAAAUGAGCUAAUGUGGGUUGGUCGCCGAGAAUCCGUCCACCAGUGAUUUGCAUAAUAGAGUAGCCUGUGCGCCCUUACUUCCGGGACCGGUUCCCGAGUCCCCUCAUCCCGGCCCCUCCCCCGCCCUUUGGUGGCAUUGUGUUCUGAUUGCCUGUUUUCCUCCUCGCCACCUCCCAGGUCUGUCCUCCCUCCGUUUAAGCCUCUAGCUUUGCUUUCCUAGGAGACUCCCCGGCAUGCAGAAAGGCGGCGCGUGGACUUCCCUCGUGACCGCGAGUCCCGGCUCUAGACGGACACCGAGAAACCGAGAAGUGCUAAAGUAAAUAAGAGUUCGGGGAGGGGUAUGAUAGCUUUUCCCGACUGGUACUUCGUGCCCAGCGGCACAGGUAAAAGAGCGGGACCGGGCCAAGGGCGACGGCAGCGGAGGCAGGGGCGAUGCAGCCGCGGGCGCUGGGACGCGGCGGGCAUCCUGGAGGGCGGCCCGCAGGUGGCAGCGCCGGGCGGCAGGCGGGGCGGUGGGAGGGGAGGGCUCGGCGCGCGUCGGGCGGUGACGGCAGCGCGGAGGGGAGGUGCGAGCCGCCAGCCGGCGGGGAGCCAUGGCGAGAGGCCGCACGGCGGCACCCGCAUCCGCGCCCGCGUCCGCUGCAGUCCCGUCCGCCGCCCCGGGGUCCACCCGGCCGCCCUCCCCGCGGGCCGCGAGCCCUUGACCCCCGCGCACCACAAGCGAGGCGCCCGUGGGAGCCCUAGAACCCCGACGACCCCUGCAUCCCGGAACCCCGGACCCGAGCCCGGGAGCGCCAGGUCGGCCGGCGCGAGGCAGCCGGAGGAAUCGCCGAAGCCAGACCCCACCGCGUGCGCCCCGGUGCCGCCCGGCCGGCUGCUGCGGAGGAAACCGGGGCCGCCGGGCGGCGGGGCUGGCCCGAGGACAGCGAGGAGGCGGCGGCCAGGAGAGCCGAGCGCCGGGGCAGCUCCGCGCCGGAGGCCCCCGGGACGGCGUCUGCUACCGGACCGCGCUCCGGGCGCACCCCGCGGCAGUGUGAGGCCUCACUGCUCAACUCAGCGUCAGCAUCACCUGGGAGCUCGUUAGACCUGCAGAAUCUCAGACACUGACCAAGACCUGCUGAAUUUGAAUCUGCAGUGUAACCAUAUCCACAGGUAGUAUUAAUGAUUGGAUGCCCCGUUAUGGUUACACAGAAUUUUCUUUCCUGAGACAUGAGGCCAGAUGAGGUAAGAACA
This is a messenger RNA of Manis javanica (Malayan pangolin), 1413 nucleotides long. The record is from RefSeq and is a predicted model, not a curated record. Lineage: Eukaryota; Metazoa; Chordata; Mammalia; Pholidota; Manidae.